Messenger RNA from Gekko japonicus, 996 nucleotides. RefSeq names its product pancreatic and duodenal homeobox 1 (gene PDX1). The transcript has 3 exons. Gene Ontology annotation, cellular component: nucleus. The record is from RefSeq and is a predicted model, not a curated record. Gene Ontology annotation, biological process: type B pancreatic cell differentiation; regulation of transcription by RNA polymerase II. The coding region runs from base 1 to 996 and encodes 331 amino acids. Gene Ontology annotation, molecular function: DNA-binding transcription factor activity, RNA polymerase II-specific; RNA polymerase II cis-regulatory region sequence-specific DNA binding. Lineage: Eukaryota; Metazoa; Chordata; Lepidosauria; Squamata; Gekkonidae.
AUGAACAGCGAGGGCCACUAUUACGCCGCCAGCCCGCUCUACAAGGAGCCCUGCGCCUUCCAGCGCUCCCAGGCCCAGGAUUACGGCCAGAGCCCGCCCGCCUGCCUCUACAUGGGGCGCCAGCCGCCGCCGGAGCCGCCUUACCCCGCCGCCUUGGCGGGCCUGGAGCAGGGCAGCCCGCCAGACAUUUCCCCCUACGAGGUGCCCCCCAUCACGGAAGACCCCGGCGGCCUCUCCCAUCUCCAUCACCACCAGCACCCCCACCAGCACCACCCGCAGCUGCCUCACCCGCACCAAGAAGCCCUCGCCGCCUUCGGGGAGGGGAUGGAGUCGGGCGCCCUGGAGGAACCCAGAGUCCAGCUGCCUUUCCCCUGGAUGAAAUCCACCAAGUCCCACGCCUGGAAGGGCCACUGGGUUGGCACGGGCGGCUCCUUCGUGGUGGAGCCCGAGGAGAACAAGCGGACGCGGACGGCCUACACGCGGGCGCAGCUGCUGGAGCUGGAGAAGGAGUUCCUCUUCAACAAGUACAUCUCCCGGCCGCGGCGGGUGGAGCUGGCCGUCAUGCUGAACUUGACCGAGCGGCACAUCAAGAUCUGGUUCCAGAACCGACGCAUGAAGUGGAAGAAGGAGGAGGACAAGAAGCGGGGCGGCGGCGGGGGAGGCGGCGCAGGGGGAGGCGGCGGCAGCGGGAGCAGCCGGGAGCCGGAGCAGGACUGCGUGGUCUCCUCGGGGGAACUGUCGUCGGGCCAGGACGAGGCUGGCGAGGAGCGGUCCGAGUGCCUCUGGAUGUCAAGCAGCCGCCCGCCCCGUUUCCACUGGGCCCGAAAUGGAAUUCCUGGAGAAACCAGCACCACGACUUCGGCCAGCUGCUUCAGAGUAACCUUGCAGCUACUUAUCAGCAAGCAGCUGGCAUUGGACCAGGAUAAGUGUGCUUUGUCGUCUUUCCAGAAGCUCCAUUCUAAGCCUUCGUCUCCAGUGCUCAAAGGGCGUGGGUGA